This is a messenger RNA of Scophthalmus maximus (turbot), 871 nucleotides long. It is a transcript of the gene micos13, whose product is annotated as mitochondrial contact site and cristae organizing system subunit 13. The transcript is spliced from 4 exons. NCBI's taxonomy places the organism in Eukaryota, Metazoa, Chordata, Actinopteri, Pleuronectiformes, Scophthalmidae. Bases 134 to 475 code for a protein of 113 amino acids. The record is from RefSeq and is a predicted model, not a curated record. Gene Ontology annotation, cellular component: MICOS complex; mitochondrial crista junction. Gene Ontology annotation, biological process: cristae formation.
ACAUUAACCCAGUGGUCAACAAACAGGGUUGUCCUUCAGUGCGGCUAAACCUGAUAGCAUUGAUCCUAUCUCGUUCUCAGAGUACCUGGAAUAAGUGCUCGGAAAAAAAAACGACACCACGCCGCUGUGGACCAUGGCGGCAAGGAUUUUACCUGUAGUGAAGCUGGCUACCAAGGUGACCAUUGCAGGAGGAGCCCUGUAUGUUGCCUGUGACUCUGGUUUGUUGGGGAGCAGUGAGCAGGGCUCAGAGGCCCUGGAGAAGGCCAAGGCUGCAAUCCCCCCCGCCAUACAGGAAUGGAUGAAGUACUUUGGCCUGGAGACUCAGCUUCCAAACAUACCGAAGAUUGAAUUCUCUCCAGUUCAGGCGUGGAACUCUGGAGUGCGGUCGUCAAUUUCAACCCUUUCAGAGGCUCCAACGAAGGCAACUGAAUACUCAAAUCAGGGUUUGCAGUACCUGAAAGACCUCACCAAGUGAACAGGAACUCUAAGCAACUUGACAUGUAUCAAGCUUUUUGACUUUUGCACUUGAGAAUAUACAUCGCCUCUUCAAAAGAAAUGACAUCACCUCUUCAAAAGUUAUUGACCCUCACAAGAAAAAAGGAACAUCCAACACGGUGUAGCUGAAAUUCAGCUACAGGGAGUGUAGUCCUCUGAAUGGUUCACAGUUUUGUUUUUCAUGAUAGCAGCAUUGGUUGAGUUGUAUAUAAUGCUAAAAAGUAAGUGUUCAUUUUGUGUAUACCCACAAGUGUGUAUGCACAGACUGAUUUUGCUCCCCCUUAUUUUCAAACCAUCCAAAUAAUGCAAUGAAGAGUGUCUGUUGUAUAUAUGUUAUACUAUUUGUUUCAAAGUAAUACAUCAAUCUUAAAAAAUA